GGCAUUGGUCAAAGUUCCUCGCCUUUCCUUAGUUUGGCGUUUCUCUAACGACAAACUAGUGGGGCGGAGCUCCAGUCAUAAAAGCCGAGCUCAGAAGCAAAGGACGCCCGGACAGGAAGAUGUGGAUCUCCGUGCUGCUCCUGGCGGUGCUGCUGCUGGCCGUCCUCCGCAAGGUUUACGUGGGUCUCUUCGGCGGAAACUCCCCGAACCCCUUCGCGGAGGAUGUCAAGCGGCCACCUGAACCCCUGGUGACCGACAAGGAGGCUAGGAAGAAGGUUCUCAAACAAGCGUUCUCAGUCAGCCGAGUACCAGAGAACCUGGAUGCUGUGGUGAUCGGCAGUGGCAUUGGGGGGCUGGCCUCAGCUGCGAUUCUGGCCAAAGCUGGCAAAAAAGUCCUUGUACUGGAACAACACACCAAGGCAGGGGGCUGCUGUCACACUUUUGGGGAAAAUGGCCUUGAAUUUGACACUGGAAUCCAUUAUAUUGGACGCAUGCAGGAGGGCAACAUUGGCCGUUUUAUCUUGGACCAGAUCACUGAAGGGCAGCUGGACUGGGCCCCCUUGGCCUCCCCUUUUGACCUGAUGAUACUAGAAGGGCCCCAAGGCCGAAAGGAGUUCCCCAUGUACAGCGGGAGGAAACAAUACAUCCAGGGCCUUAAGGAGAAGUUUCCCAAGGAAGAAGCUGUCAUUGACAAGUACAUGGAGCUAGUUAAGGUGGUAGCCCGUGGAAUCUCUCAUGCCGUCCUACUGAAGUUCCUCCCAUUGCCCUUGGCUCAGCUCCUCAACAAGUUUGGGCUGCUGACUCGUUUCUCUCCCUUCUGCCGAGCAUCCACCCAGAGCCUAGCCGAGGUCCUGCAGAAGCUCGGGGCUUCCCAUGAGCUCCAGGCUGUUCUCAGCUACAUCUUCCCCACUUAUGGAGUGACCCCUAGCUACAGCACCUUUUCCAUGCAUGCUCUGCUGGUUGACCACUACAUACAAGGGGCAUAUUAUCCACGAGGAGGUUCCAGUGAGAUUGCCUUCCAUACCAUCCCUUUGAUUCAGCGGGCUGGGGGCGCUGUCCUCACCAGGGCCACUGUGCAGAGUGUGUUACUGGACUCCGCCGGGAGAGCCUGUGGUGUCAGUGUGAAGAAGGGACAAGAGCUAGUGAACAUCUAUUGCCCUGUUGUCAUCUCCAACGCAGGAAUGUUCAAUACCUACCAGCACUUAGUGCCAGAGCGUGUCCGCUGUCUACCAGAUGUGAAGAAGCAGCUGGCGAUGGUACGGCCCGGCAUGAGCAUGCUCUCAGUUUUUGUCUGCCUGAGAGGCACCAAGGAGGACCUGAAGCUUCAGUCCACCAACUACUAUGUUUAUUUUGACACAGACAUGGACAAAGCGAUGCAACGCUAUGUCUCUAUGCCCAAGGAAAAGGCUCCAGAACACAUUCCCCUUCUUUUCAUUGCCUUCCCAUCAACCAAGGACCCGACCUGGGAGGACCGAUUCCCAGACCGAUCCACAAUGACUAUGCUGGUACCCACGGCCUUCGAGUGGUUUGAGGAGUGGCAGGACGAGCCAAAGGGCAAGCGGGGUGCUGACUAUGAGGCCCUGAAACAUGCCUUCUUGGAAGCCUCCAUGUCUGUGUUCAUGAAACUGUUCCCACACCUGGAAGGCAAGGUGGAGAGUGUGACUGGAGGAUCCCCACUGACCAACCAGUACUAUCUGGCUGCUCCCCAAGGUGCUACCUAUGGGGCUGACCAUGACCUGGCUCGUCUGCAUCCUUAUGCAAUGGCGUCCCUAAGAGCUCAAACCCCCAUCCCCAACCUCUACCUGACAGGUCAAGAUAUCUUUACCUGUGGGCUGUUAGGGGCCCUCCAAGGGGCCCUGCUGUGCAGCAGCGCCAUCCUGAAGCGGAACUUGUACUUGGAUCUGAAGGCUCUUGGCUCAAAGGUCCAGGCACAGAAGAAGAAGAAGUAGUCCAUUCAGAGAUAAGCCGGAGGAACGGCACCUUCCCCAACUUUUCUCAUGGUGUCCUCCUGCAGUAAUUCCUUGCCCACAUAACCGAAACCACUUUGUUUCUAAUAAGUGCUAUAAACUGAGUUCUUCACCUGGA
Molecule: messenger RNA, 2085 nt
Organism: Mesocricetus auratus (golden hamster)
Lineage: Eukaryota; Metazoa; Chordata; Mammalia; Rodentia; Cricetidae
Gene: Retsat
Product: retinol saturase
Exons: 11
Coding region: 120-1949 (609 amino acids)
Source: RefSeq, a predicted model, not a curated record